Molecule: messenger RNA, 4089 nt
Organism: Branchiostoma belcheri (Belcher's lancelet)
Lineage: Eukaryota; Metazoa; Chordata; Leptocardii; Amphioxiformes; Branchiostomatidae
Product: sorting nexin-16-like
Exons: 10
Coding region: 395-1783 (462 amino acids)
Biological process (GO): early endosome to late endosome transport; endosome to lysosome transport; protein targeting to lysosome
Cellular component (GO): late endosome; extrinsic component of endosome membrane; early endosome
Molecular function (GO): phosphatidylinositol binding
Source: RefSeq, a predicted model, not a curated record
AUUACGUCACGUCUCGAUAACAAGUUCGAAGACCAUUGAAAAUGAUGUAUAAGCACGUGAGCGGGCUGACACAUAUACCUUCCAAACUGUUGAUAAUCUAGCCUUUAUUGCCAAAAUCAGUCAACGGAGACCGUGUUCAGACCUUCCAGACGACCAUGGUGGUACAUUUGGUCCAGAAAAGACGGUGAAAAGGGAGAUUUCCGGCGGGAUCCCGCGGCAAAAAGACCCGUUUUUCUUCUCACGCAACCGCCGGUGAUCAAGAUUUUUAGGUGAACUACACGACUACCUACUGCUACAGUACUGGACAAGGGAAUCCCACAAGGGGCACACACAAGAACCCCACCAUAUGGUUUGAAUUUUGCGCUUGGAGUUAUCAAAGAGACUUCUGUUCAACAUGCAACCUGCUGGGAUGAGAAGACAGGACAAUCCGCACAGAACUGUGGAGGGCAGGCGGACAAGUGAUUCCCCCUCCAGGUCAUCCCCCCUCCCCACCUCCCCAUACCCCCCUACUGCAGACUCCUCUGAAGUAGAGACAGACGACCCAAACAAUGGAGACAGUGAGGUGGAACCAGAGGUUGCCGUUGAUGCAGUUUCUAUUGUGGAGUCUGAAGGCACAGACAGAACUCCAUCCCCCUCGGAUGUGGAGGGCCUUCCUCCGACCGCGGCCAGCAGCAUGCUGGACUGCUCGGAAACAAGCUCGCAACACGAGUUCUCGUACCACACCCAUCAGAUACAGACCUCACCUUUAUCCGAGGAGUUUGAAGGACUGAGAGUUCCCAUUGUAGGCUAUGAAAUUAUGGAGCAGCGAGCAAGAUAUACGCUUUUCAAGAUCCAUGUACAAGUUGAGGCUGACGAGGGCUGGUUUGUCUUUAGGAGAUACUCCGACUUUCAGAGGUUGAAUGAAAAGCUGAAGGCACGUUUUCCAGGCUACAGGUUUGGUCUGUGUGACGACGAGGAAAACAACGACGGAGUCAUGGGAAAGCUGAGAAACCUGUUCCCGACCUUCCGCCUGGCACUUCCACCCAAACGUUGGUUCAAGGACAACUUUGACCCCAAUUUCCUAGAGGACAGAAUUCUGGGAUUGCAGGCCUUUGUCAAUAAUGUCAUCGGGCAUGUUGAUAUUGUUGACAGUGACCCUGUGCGAGAGUUCUUCUGUCUGGACGACCCCCCUGACCCGCUGGACAGACUGGAGGAGAGUAGGGGUCGGAAUUUCACCACCAGCGGUAACUUCUCCCAUUCUGUGGAAAUACAAGUUGCCCCCCUCCAGGCCCUGUGUGAGUCUCUAGAGGAGUGUGUGUACAACCUGAGAAGGGAAGUGCUGGAGAAGAACCAUGAAGUAGAAGCCCUGAAGGCUGAGUUGGCCAGGAGUAAGGCAAGGCAGGAGGAACUGGAAAGGCGACUAGGGUUGGGUGGACAGAGCCAUUCUCCUGCCCAGGGUAGUGAGGGCAGCCUUGCAGAGGCAGAUUUCCCAUCAGCCAUUGAGGCUGACCAGGGCCAGAUCCAUGACCAGACAGCCAACAACACCAGCAGUGUCACACUCAGCAGUCUGCAGUCAAGCGAGAACAGAAUGGUGUCUAGAAGUGGCCUCCUGACAUCUGCAGACCCUUCAGCAGAUACAACCGCUGACAGCUGGAACACCAGCGACUCCUCCCCUGCUCAGAACUUGCCCAAAUUCCACUCCACGCCUGUCAUUUCACCUGCACACCUGAAGAAGGAUGCAGCUGCUAUCAGGAUCCAGGUGCAAUCUGCCUCGCCUCCUCUGCAAAGGGCACAGGUCAAGUGAAGGACCCAGAGCCUGUUCCUUGUUUUCAGUAUUUUGCGCCCAAGAGAGGUGGCUUUAAACUGAAAUUUGAAUGUUGUUUCCCUCUUGGAAAUAUUCAGCAAGGACAUAUCUCCGUUUUCCAAGAAUGUGUGCACAAAUGUAUGUCUCUUUUUAAAAAUUUUGAAAAAAAAAUUAUUUUACUCAUAAUCAUUUUCCACUUCCACAAUGUUAAAUUUUCGUUAGAUUCAAUGUACAUGGCAAAAACAGUCCAUCACCACUUUACGGAAUCUUUCAGAUUAGUUUGGAAAUUUGCUAUGUACUUUGGAUUUGAGAAUGAUGACAACCUUUUGAAGACCAUAUUGCCUAAAUUUUAAUAAAACUGGUGGUCUAAAAUAUGGGCAUGCAAUAUAUGGUCAGCCUUUUGUUGCUUGCAAGCCAUUCAGGGCAAAGUAUCCAUAAUAUAAAUUUAAACAAGUUUCAGGGGAUAAGCAAAGGAAUAUGAUAGCAAGGAUAUUGAUACCAUAGUCUCAUAACCAAGGCAGAAAUAAGAGACUAGAUGUAAUUCUAUUACUGCUUUACAGCAUUUCAUACUAGUGAUGAUUAGUAUUGUACAUGUAGAACACAGCAACAGGUUGAGAAGAUAAUCUAAUUCACAUACCAGUAGGAUUCAAAAUUACCACAGUCGUAAUGUUGGACGAACAGUACUUUUCCCAUGACAAAUUGACAACAUUAUGUGAAAUUAGCAUGUGUUGUUUUCUACUACCGGGUAUAGUUUUGGAUGACAGCCUUGUGGAUGGAAAGUGAUUUGAUAUGUCAGUAUCUGCUUGUAUUGUCAUGUCAGUAUCUGCUUGUUUUGUCUGUAAAUAAUGUUGUUCUUGAUGCUGCUUUACUUGUUCUGAAUUCUGCAGUAGCAGUAGGUGAUUUAGAUGAUAAAGUAUACAUUUUUCUCAUGACUUCUUUUAAUAGUGAUGUUCAAAUGAGGAAGGUCCUCUGAUGGACUUCCCAAAGAAGAUUUCCUUUUCAUUGUAGAUAAACAUAGUCCUGUUUAUGUUGCUGCUGCUCCAUAUGAAUUAUUGGCAACACAUUAAGUCGCACAAAUUUCUACUAUUUAAAGAAUAUGAAUAAAGCAUACAGCUGUUUUAAGUAUUGGUGUUCAAAGUUAAAAAGUCUUGCCUACGCAUAUACAGCACCUAUUUCCAGACUCAGAAAGGUGAUGGACUUUUUAUAAGGCAUUUCUUAUAUAAAAAUGUACUUUUAAGCCAUAUGAAAGGGAUCAGUCAUAGCUAUUGUUAUGAUGUGUAAUUUAAGACAUGGUUUUAGAUCAAGUAUCAGCAAAGUGAAUCAUGACUGCUUAAACAUUGAUGUUAGAGGACAAAUACUUGUAAUUGUUUGUGUAACUAUGGCAUUUGUACACUUGAUUUAGUGAGUUCUUGUACAAGGUGCUACAUAUGACAAGACGACAAUGUUUUUUGAUUGACCAUUGUUUGCAAUUUUGUGUUGUGUAAGAAAAACAUCACAUUUUGUACUACAGAAUCAGCUGUGGAAAGCUAAACUUUGAGAGGUAGAUUGUAACAAAAGCAGCAGGACAUUAAUAUUGUUAGACUGAAGCCAGUCAAGACUAUAGCUAGUACAUGCUACACAGUGGAUUGCAAAUAGCAGUUUUGUAACAGUGAAAUGGUAAACAGUUAUAGACAACAUAAGACUUGAAGUGAUGUAGUAAUGGAUAUAGCCUUAGAAUACAAAAUUACUGUAAAACAAGUGCAACCCUGCCUUAAGCACGACUGAUAAGUAUGUUUGUAUUCUGAUGUUGUCAAUACAUGCUGCAUAGUAUAUAGAGAAUAUCAAGUGGUAGAGCACAUAUCAGAACAAAAUGUUCCUGACCUAAAGGUGUUUUGUAUGUGCAAGAAUAUACUGUAUAAUAUAGCAUACCUUGCUGAGUAUCAUACACCAGUGCAAAAUAUUCCUAAAAUCACCUUAACAAGCAAAUCAUAUGCAAUAGCCUCAGAUGCUCUGUGCUUAGUUGUUUGUAUGUUUCAUUCUAAGCAUAACUGGGAUAUCAAAGUGUGAUACAAACUACCCAAAAAGUUUGAACUGUUGUGCAUUAUAAGUGUGGCCAUGUGCUGUAUCUGAUGGUGCAACAAGUGUAAUGUUAACACUAAUGCUGGACUCAACAAUAGCCACUAACAGGACAUGCCUGUCUACUUGUAUUUGCCACAUUCAGUAGUGACAGUGACAGAAGACGUGAUGUUUUGCUAGUAAUUAAAAAAUCAUGUCUAAAUAUCUUUGAUACAUGCAAUGUCCUUGGUCAAUAAAUUAUAGCAACUGUG